AUGGUUAUACAAAAGAAUACUAACGAAAUCGACACAAACAAAAAUGUCGUUACCUUAGAUGCAGCAAGUACUAGUACAUGGAGUCUUCAAACACCAGCUAAAAUAAUAAAUAUUCGUAGCACAUCAAAUAUGCAGGCUAAACCACCUAUAACACGGCAAAUAGCUAUAAGUACAUUGGCUGCUAUGCACAGACGGUUUAGUCUACCUGGGCCAGUUCAACCCCAUUCGAGACCCAUAGCUGAGUUUAGAGCUAGUGCAAACAAAUCCCUGGAUAUGCUACGACAAACUGUACAGUCAGCGGUUACAAGAGAAAUUGAUCAAGUUAUUAAAAAAUAUUUGGAAAAGUUCUUUGUGCCAGCCGUUAACAACAUUAGAUUAAACUUAGGCGAUGAGUCUGUGAGUGAAGAUCAGGUGAGAGCUGUUUGUCGAGCAAUGUUAGAUGCCACAAGACUCUUAUAUUCCACACCUCCUCGGGCCACUAAUACUGGUUUAGAUACCAUAGAUGGAGACACAGACAAAUUGACAAAACAAACAAUACCAAAUCCUUUAACAAAUAAAAGGAAAGAGCCAGAUUUGGAUUCAGAUUUGUCUCAAGUCAAGAAGAUUAAACAAGAGGACAGUUCUGAUAGUGGUUCUGCAUCACCAGUUCCAUUUCCCACUGUCCGAGAUCCCGAAAAAUGGAAUCCAGCUCGUCUUACUCAAGAUACACUAUUCAUUAUGGGCUCCCAUGCUCAUAAGGUGUUAGGACUGGGUAAUUCACGUGGUCGUCUCUACACCCGUCAUGCUGGUUUGUUAAGAUAUCCAGCUGAUAGUGCUGAUAAAGAAUGGAUCGCAAGCCACAACCUUGCUAAUGCUGUAGGCGGCAAGACCUACAUUAUGGUCUUAGAAGAUAUUGAAGAAUUAGCAGCUAGUGAUGCCUAUAAACACAGCUCUCUACCUCUUCUUGGCGAAUUGACGGGAUUUAAAGUCCCACCAUUCUUAUUGAGAAAAAUUAAGGCAUAUGUUUUGAAGAAGGCUCUUUGCGGAGAUAUUAGUAAUGCCAAUAGCCCCCAACCUUCCACAAGCAACCAGGAAGACAAGUUCAAAAUAGAAGACAUCAAAUUAGAAGUUCAUGAUGAUUUCGACUCAGCUAACUUCAAUGCAAGCCAGUAUAUAACAAACUCUGAAAAUUCAAGAGACUUUGGAGAAUCCAUAAUGAAAGAGGAUUCAGAUUUUGCAGAUAUAAAGGUAGAGGAUAUUGAUGAUAUUAAAGUGGAUGGAAUUAAAAUGGAAGAUCUGGAUGAAAUAAAAGUGGAUGGUAUAAAAGUUGAGGAUCUAGAAGCAAAUGGUAUUAAGGUUGAAAAUAUUGAUGAUAUAAAUGUGGAUGGUAUCAAAGUGGAAGAUAUAAAACUCGAGAAUGAGGAUGCUUUUGAUCUGUGUAAGGAAACAGAUGAUGAAAAUCAUCUCGUCGAUGGUUUGUUUGAAUCGGACAUUGAAUUUCUGAGUCGUAAUUUGUGUAACAUCGAAAGUGAUGCAGAUGCAAGAAAAACUAUUGAAAAAUUGACUGGAGCAAACCCCGACACUAUAACAUUAGUUGGAGAUGAGUUUGAUUUGGGCACAACUUUAAAUACAAGCAAUUUUUCAGGCAGCCAGUCCAAGUGUAUAACAGUGGCGUCUACAACCAGCGGUAUGAUACAUAGUGUUCCCGUCGCUCACAUCGCCCCGCCACGUAUAACUGGCAACACAUUACAUUACUACAGUCAGCCAGCGCGGCUACAUUUACCACAAGCAACCCUCACUAUACAGGGUGUACCGCGACCAUCACAUAUGAUUCGAGGAAUUCCAUUUAAUGCCAAAUCGGGCACUAUCAGCACGGUGAUGUCUCAAGGUACAGCCAGCAUCUUAGGUAUUGGUACGAGGUCUUCAAACGCAACAAUAAUCGGGACCCCUCAGUAUGUCAAUGUUUGUUCCAAAUCCUUUCCCACAGGAAACAUUCUACACAACGCCAUAGUCUCCAAAAACAUUGUAAACCGUAAUACAGCUACAUCAGGUGUGUCUUUUAAUGUGACAUCAGUUAGACCGUCAGUACAUACAAGUUCGCCCAAAAGUACUGUAGUAACAGUUGCUUCAGACUUCGAUAGUAUCUCCACAACCAAAGAUAUGAUUGAUAAUGCAUGUAACUCAUCAGUUAUGCUAAAAAAAGUGCUAACCCUAGGCAGUUCUGGGUCCAGCAAAUCUUUUGUGAUGCAUAAUACACAAAAAGUUCUAUCCACUGGUUUCGCUAAUGGAAUAACUCCCCCACCUAAUGUAACGAUCGUAAGUGCAGGUAAUAGUGGAAUUUUGAAUACUGGCAACCAUAAUAACAUUGGCUGCCCAACUUCUGGCAAUUUGAGUGCCACUCAUGCCACACUGUCCGCUUUACUUUCUUCUAAAACUGAAUGUUCUACAGUAACAAAAAACUAA
This is a messenger RNA of Danaus chrysippus (African queen), 2442 nucleotides long. The record is from the annotation of a GenBank genome assembly. Lineage: Eukaryota; Metazoa; Arthropoda; Insecta; Lepidoptera; Nymphalidae.